This is a messenger RNA of Juglans regia (Persian walnut), 1714 nucleotides long. Its product is annotated as RING-H2 finger protein ATL74-like. Gene Ontology annotation, molecular function: transferase activity. The record is from RefSeq and is a predicted model, not a curated record. The transcript has 2 exons. NCBI's taxonomy places the organism in Eukaryota, Viridiplantae, Streptophyta, Magnoliopsida, Fagales, Juglandaceae. Bases 819 to 1439 code for a protein of 206 amino acids. Gene Ontology annotation, biological process: protein ubiquitination.
AAUGAAUAAUCCUCUUGUAUCAUGAAUCAAACCUCUCGUGUUGUAUUAACUUUAGGAACGUCAUGGCCACGUAUAGUAAGGCGGAACGGGAGGUAGUUCUGAUGAUCUAUUAAUAUAUUAUACCUUUCUUCAUCGUAGUUGUCAUUAAUUAUGAGGUGUACGUUGGUCUGAGGAAGAAACGAUUUCAUUGAUGGUUUCGAGAGGACCAUUUGUGAAUAAAAAUCCAGGUUGUUUGUAUUCUUGUAAUUAAGCUGAUUGAUAAUUAUCCUUCAAAUGCUCUGACACUGCCACUUCUCUUCACCCCCCCUUUUAGGUCCUUUAUCUAGUAGUUAAGAGUCCUAAUUAACUCAAAAGCAAGCCCACCUAUCACUUUAGUUGAAAGCAGAACAACGAGAUCCCAAACCCAAAAGAAAGAAACCUCAAGCUGCCCCUACUUUAUUAAAUUUUUCCUUUGCCUUCCUCCGUUCACUGGCAUCAUCACGGACAAAGUCCAAGCCUUAUCUGGAGUUCUCCAGCAGCAGCCUUGUACAGCAGUCCAAGAACAGAAGGAUCCGAAAACCAACAACUCGAUCAGAGCUUUGUUCACACAUGGGUGAGAUGAUGUCUCUUCUUUCCAUCUCUUUUGUAGUCCGAUUUGCUGCUGAACAGUGGUGGAGUAACGAACUCACGAGCCUAUUUGCAUAAGUACUUCAUCAAGCUGCAGACCGCAACAAGGCCUUUUCUGAAACCGAACCAAGAGAGAGCUAGCUAGGGAGCAAGAACUCGGGGUUCUCCUAUUAGUUUUCGGUCCAGGUAAAAAGCGGUGACACUGUUGAGCAAUGGUGAUAAGACUUCAUCAUCGUUCACACCGUCUCCUCCUCGAUACAGAAUCAAGCACGCCACCAUCUAAUGGAAGUAGAAGCACCCGUGGGUCUUAUGGUAGCGAAGCAAACUUCGAUACCAACAUGGUGAUUAUCCUAGCAGCCUUGCUUUGUGCAUUAAUAUGCGCGCUGGGACUAAAUUCAAUUGUGCGUUGCGCUCUAAGAUGUAGCCGUAGGUUUGCGUUUGAAACACCGGAUGAGACUGCUGCACGUCUGGCUGCCACGGGCCUUAAAAAGAGCGCAUUGCGUCAGAUCCCCGUAGCUGUAUACGGGUCAGGGCUCAAUAUUCCGGCCACAGAUUGUCCAAUUUGCCUUGGCGAAUUUGCGGAUGGUGAGAAAGUUAGAGUGCUGCCAAAAUGUAACCAUGGUUUCCAUGUAAGGUGUAUAGACACUUGGUUGAUGUCACACUCAUCAUGUCCAACUUGCCGGCAAUCGUUGCUAGAACAGCCAGCAAGUUCCGAGGGUGGGGAUGCUGAUGCUGAGGCUGGAAGUCGGCAUAUUACAAAUGCAUCGGAAGGACAAGGGGAUGUGCCAAUAGCUGUGGAUGAGUUUGCAAUCACUCCUCCUCCGAAGUGCUAACGAUGAGGAAUCUCCACGUGCAUAGCACGUGCCUUUCUCUGGUCAAUUAUUAUUCAAAGUGGUUUGCAAUUGCAUUGCCAACCAAAGUCAGAUGAAAGGUGUUGAUUCCUUCAUUUUUGAGUUAAAAAAGAGUAGGUUAUUGGGCACAAAGGCAUAAUCGACCUUUUCAAUUUCGGAACUUGAGACUUGGACAGUAGUACUGGUGCCAAUAUUCCCAUGUUGUGUAAAAAGUAAAAACGAUGCUGAUCCACCUAAGCUUGCGUGCGACUCGAAAU